AUGGCAACGAAUGGAGUGAACGGAAACCACGGUGUUGCAGCCAGGCUGAAGGACAACCGCGCGAAAGCGAUUGUCGACGCUGCCUAUGCCGGCAAAUACGCGAUUCCGGCCGUCUGCUGCUACAAUCUCGAGGCCGUGUUGGCGACGGUGCGAGCUGCCGAAGCCAAGCGAUCUCCAGCUCUGAUCCAACUGUUUCCCUGGUCGAUCGAGUUCGCCGACGGUCUGCUCUUGCACGCCGCCGCCGAGGCUGCGGACAAGGCCACGGUACCAGUCGGCGUGCACAUGGACCACGCGCAGUCGCCGGACAUCAUCAAGCGCUCGGCCGACCUGGGCGGCUACGACGGCAUCAUGGUCGACAUGAGUCACUACGAAAGGGACGAGAACAUGCGGCUGAGCAGAGAGCUCGUCGAGUACUGCAACGCUCGAGGCAUCGUCACCGAGUGCGAGCCGGGCCGGAUAAACGGGACGGAAGACGGCAUCGCCGACACGGAGGGCAUGGAGGAGAUCCUGACGACGCCUGAGCAGGCGGAGGAAUUUGUCCGUCUGGGGAUAGACUGGCUCGCCCCGGCGUUCGGCAACGUCCACGGGGUCUACGGCCCGAAAGGCCCCCAGCUGGACUUUCCCAGGCUGGCGAGGAUUCACGAGCAAGUCGGCGAUCGGGUGAGGCUGGUGCUGCACGGGGCACACGAGGACUAUUUCAAGGAGGAGCUCCUCAAGAAGUGCAUAUCGUACGGAAUGGCGAAGGUCAACAUCAACGGGCCGGUCGCAGCGGCGUGGACGCAGGUGCAAGGGGAGCUGACGGGGAAAGUGCCGUUGACCAAGGUGCUAGAAGAACAGACCAAGGCCAUGCAGGCGGUGGUGGAGUACCACAUGGAUUGGUUGAUGUCCACCGGCAAGGCAUAG
Exophiala spinifera is the source of this 903-nucleotide messenger RNA. RefSeq lists its product as uncharacterized. The transcript has a single exon. Gene Ontology annotation, molecular function: zinc ion binding; aldehyde-lyase activity. NCBI's taxonomy places the organism in Eukaryota, Fungi, Ascomycota, Eurotiomycetes, Chaetothyriales, Herpotrichiellaceae. Gene Ontology annotation, biological process: carbohydrate metabolic process. The coding region runs from base 1 to 903 and encodes 300 amino acids. The record is from RefSeq and is a predicted model, not a curated record.